Dentiscutata heterogama is the source of this 458-nucleotide messenger RNA. The record is from the annotation of a GenBank genome assembly. NCBI's taxonomy places the organism in Eukaryota, Fungi, Glomeromycota, Glomeromycetes, Diversisporales, Gigasporaceae.
GCACCUCAGCUAGCUUUGGUAAUAUUGCCCUAAAUGAUUCUAACAUUAUCUGUGAUAUCUUUAAUACUAAUAUAUCUAAUAACUCUGGUACUAUUGCUCUUGAUAUUUUUAACAACUCGAGUACUAUCUCUUCUGAUAUUUUUAAUGAUUCUGAUAAUAAUGUCAGUGUUUCUGAUACCACCAUUAAUGAUUUUGACAAUAUUAUUUCUAUUAAUUCUGGAAGUAUUACCUAUAAUAAAAGCAAGAAUAAUAUUCGAAGUGAUAAUAAUUUAGAGAUAAUGAUAUAUGAUUUGGAUAAAGUAUAUGAAAUCAUCGCCAAGAAGUUUGAAGAAACUGAAAUAUUCAAUGAUCCCAUAAAAUUUGUUCUUGAAGUUGAGUUGGAUCAAGACCUUCUUAAUGAAUUCUCUUUAGAUCAACAAAAUUUAGCCAAUACAACUAAUUUAAAAAUAAUUGAAAUA